Messenger RNA from Zerene cesonia (dogface butterfly), 1676 nucleotides. RefSeq names its product zinc finger protein 391-like. Bases 109 to 1671 code for a protein of 520 amino acids. Lineage: Eukaryota; Metazoa; Arthropoda; Insecta; Lepidoptera; Pieridae. The record is from RefSeq and is a predicted model, not a curated record. The transcript has 9 exons. Gene Ontology annotation, molecular function: RNA polymerase II cis-regulatory region sequence-specific DNA binding; DNA-binding transcription factor activity, RNA polymerase II-specific; zinc ion binding. Gene Ontology annotation, cellular component: nucleus. Gene Ontology annotation, biological process: regulation of transcription by RNA polymerase II.
AUCGGCAAUCAUCUUGCAAUCGACGAUAAACGACAAUCGACACAAACCAAGUUUCAAGAAUUGUCGAUAUUAUUGUUACGGAUUUUGUUCAUCACUUUCUAGAGCAAAAUGUUAGAUCCUGCGACUAGUGAUGGAGUGGAUUUAAAAUCUUGCCGCAUAUGUUUAACAACAAAGAAACCUCUAUGUCCUUUAUUUAGGUAUAAGUUAUCAGGAAAUUAUGCUGAAAUGUUAACAGCAAUAGCGGAUGUCAAGGUUUUGCCUAAUGAUGGCCUUCCUGAAAAAAUUUGUGUCAAAUGCUGUACAUCGUUGGAAAAAGCAUACCUUCUUAAAACUGUGGCUGAGAGAUCAGACAGAAAAAUGAGGAAAAUUGUUGCCAGUUUAAAACCAAGUGUGAACACAAAGAAGAUUGCAUUUAACUCACUAACUGACAUAAAGGAUGAAAUAGCUCCAUUAGUGAAAUCUGAACCAAAGUGGGAGAUGGAAAUUGAUGUUCUAAGCCCUAACAGUAUUCCCAAUACAGACACUAUUGAUUGUAAAGAUAUUGUUAUAGCCAAUACUGUAAUAAGAAAAGUAGAUAAUUAUGAUAAAAAAUUACUAGAUCACACUGAAAACUUUGAUAAUGAUUUCUUUGAUGACAUUGGAAAUGAUGAUGAUGAUGACGAUUACCUACCCCCACUGGAAAAUACAAAAAGUAAAUUUAAGAAACCAAAAUUAAGCGACAUAAAAGUUUUUAAUAGUAAAGGUAAAAAAACUAUUAUAAGGAAAGUUAAAGUGGUGAAACAUGUUAAGACAUUGGAGAUGAAAAAUGAUUCAUCAUGUGAAGAUAAGAAAACCACUACAAUAACCUGCUUCCCAAUUCUCAAAAAUGGAUCCAGAGGACCACCAAUUCUACUAAAGAGACCCAAAGACGCAACUACGCUAAAAGUACAUCAGAACUUUCAUCAAAAAAAUUCAAAUAAAUCAGUUGGGCGAUGUAGCAAGCAAGUAUCAUCUGGGAAACAGCGAGAGAAAAUGGUGUGUCCUGUAUGUGGAAUCUUGACAUAUACAUUGGGAAAUCAUAUGGCCACUCAUGAAGAAAAAAAGAAAUUUAACUGUUCACAAUGCACUAGGACAUUUACUCAUAAAUCAAAUUUGCUUAUUCAUCUUAAGCAACACUCUGGUAUAAAGGAUCAUAUUUGUGAAGUCUGUGGUGCAGGAUUUUAUACACAGAAGUCACUAAUAAGACAUAAUUUAAUACACAAGGGAGAUAGACCUUUCCAGUGUCAUCUAUGUUCUAAGAAGUUUAUUGCUCGAUGUGACCUAACUCGUCACUUACGCAUACACGCUGGUUACAAACCAUAUAAAUGCACGGCGUGUACUAUGUCGUUUAAUGCUAAGCACCAGUUGCAGAAUCACGAGAGGAUGCAUACAGGAGAGCGACCUUAUAGUUGUGAGGUGUGUAACGUCUCAUUCAGUUAUAAAGUUAAUUUGAACAACCAUGUGUUUAAAACCCACGGUAUCAACUUGAAGUUCAAAUCGAUACACACGGUAACUGAGGAAGUAUUGCGUCGUGAGAUGGGGAUGUUGAAUGAGGCGAGAGAUGCAAUCGCACAUAUAAUACCGCAGCUCACAGACGUACCCACGCCGGGAGCGCACGAAACAGUCCACCAUACAUCUGAUUACAAUGUAUAGAUAAA